Molecule: messenger RNA, 591 nt
Organism: Aspergillus homomorphus CBS 101889
Lineage: Eukaryota; Fungi; Ascomycota; Eurotiomycetes; Eurotiales; Aspergillaceae
Exons: 2
Coding region: 211-558 (115 amino acids)
Source: RefSeq, a predicted model, not a curated record
UCAGGGAUCAGAAAAAAGGCUACUGCUGGUUUGCUGCGGGAAAGUUUAUCUCUGUCUUUCUCGCUUUCUUUUUCUCUUGCUCGCCAGUUCCCCACGCUUUCUUACGGGAGGCUGAAAUGGGCGCACAGAAAGUGAUCGAUCUCUUCUGUAGACCGGAUCCGUGGGAAAGGUUCUCGACAACCGACCGUUGUUCCUUCCAGCAGAGUGACGAUGGCUCGCAUCCCCAGAGGUCCAAGAGCUCUCUCUCACAUAGCCUUCCUGCUUGUAGCCAUGCGCUCAUUCCACCCAGCACCAUUGUCUCCCGUUCUUCAGGGCCUGGACUCAACAAACACCCCAGACUCAUUCACCCGCCUUGUUACCCCCCUUAGUCUUAAUCAGGGCCUAUUCUCCGGGGGAGCAGCUGGAGAGAGACACAACCCGUCUACCUGCAGAAAAGGUGGCCACGGAUACCAGUGGUCGAACCUCGACCGUGUCAAUGGUCACACAGCCAGUGAAACCGGACAGCAUCACUCUACGCCUGCCCCCGCUGCGGUUCUCUGGACUAUGUAUGUACUGUAACUACCAUACAGAUGGGCGAGAGAAAUCUGCGGA